Molecule: messenger RNA, 301 nt
Organism: Tinamus guttatus (white-throated tinamou)
Lineage: Eukaryota; Metazoa; Chordata; Aves; Tinamiformes; Tinamidae
Gene: AKAP19
Product: A-kinase anchoring protein 19
Molecular function (GO): protein kinase A regulatory subunit binding
Source: RefSeq, a predicted model, not a curated record
AAAUGUACCAUGGGAUGCAUCAAAUCCAAGAAUGCCUUUUCAGGUUCACAUGCUAUCCAGGAUGAGAGGAUUGGGAUAGCGAACGACGGAGGCACGGGGGAGAAAUCCUCCCUGGUGGCAGCACAGCUGGACGGGAAGGGUCCGUCGAGCUCCAUCGUGCUGGACUACGCGCACCGGCUCUCCCAGGACAUCCUGGAUCAGGCUAUGAAGCAGUGGGCAGUGACUGAAAGCAAAUACAGCGACAUCCCUUUUAUCGAGAGCGACGUGCCCUGAGCCCCGGCCGGCAAAGGCCGGACCCGCA